Molecule: messenger RNA, 453 nt
Organism: Acanthosepion pharaonis
Lineage: Eukaryota; Metazoa; Mollusca; Cephalopoda; Sepiida; Sepiidae
Source: the annotation of a GenBank genome assembly
AUGAAGCACAAUUUUAAGCUUUUCUUUUAUUGCCUUCCCUUCGCUUUUUCCUUCUUCUUUCCCUUCGCUUUUUUCUUCAUCUUUCGCUUUUUUCUUCUUUCGCCGCCACCUUCUUCUUCUUCUUCUUCUUCUUCUUCUUUCGCCCUCUUCUUCUUCUUUCGCCUUCUUCUUCUUCUUCUUUCUUUCGCCGCCUUCUUCUUCUUCUUCUUCUUUCGCCGCCGCUUCUUCUUCUUCUUCUUCUUCUUUCGCCGCCGCCGCUUUCUUCUUCUUCUUCUUCUUCUUUCGCCGCCGCCGCCUUCUUCUUCUUCUUCUUUCGCCGCCGCCGCCUUCUUCUUCUUUCGCCGCCGCCUUCUUCUUCUUCUUCUUCUUUCGCCGCCGCCGCCUUCUUCUUCUUCUUCUUCUUCUUUCGCCGCCGCCGCCUUCUUCUUCUUCAGCAAUGGUGCUUCUCUUUGA